Messenger RNA from Leptinotarsa decemlineata (Colorado potato beetle), 2690 nucleotides. RefSeq names its product nuclear pore complex protein Nup160 (gene Nup160). Gene Ontology annotation, cellular component: nuclear pore. Gene Ontology annotation, molecular function: structural constituent of nuclear pore. NCBI's taxonomy places the organism in Eukaryota, Metazoa, Arthropoda, Insecta, Coleoptera, Chrysomelidae. The record is from RefSeq and is a predicted model, not a curated record.
AUUAGGUUAUGUUUGAUUUUUUGGAGGGUUAUGUUCAGACAUAACGGUCGAAUUUGUUUAUAUUUUUAUUGUAGUGAAAAAUGACCGAAUUUACAUUAAAUUACCGUGAAAUCACACCAGAUCAAACUGUUUCCGAUAACUGGAAAGAAAUUACGCUUACAACAGGUGGGACUCAAAGUACUCUCCAAGACAUAAAGGUCGCUGAAAGAGCAAAUGGCUUCUGUUACGAAGAUUCUACAAAACACCAUACCAGGAACAGAUUUAUUUAUUGGAGAAUCAACUAUGACAUUCUGGAAUUAGUGGAACACAGUCUUGAUGUGAAUCUAACAGCAAAUCGAGUGAGGUACAGAUUCACAGACACUCCUAUUUUAGACGGAGUGUCAAUAUAUGAAACAUAUGAAAAUGUGAUAGUCUUAGUUCCUACAGUGUGCAGUGUACAUCGUUUGAUAUUUCCACAUCCUGAAAGAUUUCACAGACAAGACGAGCUUUUAGGAGCUUACACAGAUCUUUCUGUUCCAUCAAUUUUUUCUAAAGCUUCAGCAAUUGAUGCAAGAAAUCCAUCUACCUUUUAUGUGUUCAGUAAUCCCAGUACUGCCAGUGACCAACUUCCAAAUUUGGCUAGUUCUUAUUUGUUUCCUGAAACUGAGGAAGCCUUCUUUGUACUAGCUUAUCCGUCUACAGAACUCUUACUUAUCAAACAGAACCCUGAUGAUGGACAAGUUGUCGCCACAGAAUUGAAAGGCGAAUCUCUGAUGCCCAGAUUUUUGUCGGGACUUGCAGAGAAAUUUCGACAGAAAAAUUCGGAUGGAAGCAAUAUAGUCAGUCUCUUAUUCUACGUGGUGGAUUAUGAAACAUAUGUGUUAACUCUGAGUAGGGACGGACAUUUGAAAUUCUGGUCUUGUGCUAAAGGACAGUGUGUGGCAGUAGUUGAUAUUCUUGAAAAAUCAGGAGAGGUCUCAAGAACCAGGAUCCAAUCAGCAAGUUUAAGGAAAGCUGUCGACGGAAAUAGCAGCGAAAGUCUGUUGGCUGUGUUUUUGAGUUUUGCUAAUGGAUGUCAGUUUCAAAUUUUGAGCCCCGUUAUAAGAGGACAGGAAAUUACAGUGGAUCGUUUGGAUACGAGACAUUCUCCAGAGAGUGACCUCAUCGAUUUUGCUCUCCAAACAAAUCGUUUGUGGACAGCAUGGAGAUGUGAAGAUGGCGAAUGUGUGGUAUACACAACUUCUCUUCAACCAGGAAUGAGCCAAUCUUCUCGCCACUCGGCUUUGUUACAAUCUAGUAACUGGGCUCCGGUUGUCUUGGAAACAAUACCAGACGCAAAUCAAGCACCUGUCAAUGAUGGAGAGAGCGAUCCGAGACAGAUCUAUUUGCAACACAUUUUCCACCCUGGACGGUUUCCUAUGCAUAUCAUUACCAAAGCUCUAUCUAUUUAUAAAAGAUCGACUCUUGUAGCAGAAACACAUAUUUCGGCUUCUAUACUGAAACAAAGGAUAUGCCUGGCUGUCGAUAAUGAAAUCCAGAACACUCUAAACGGAACAAAUGUAACUGAUGAUGAAUAUCUAGAAUGUGCAGAGUGGUGUUGGCAGAAAUUUUAUUCUUGCUGUGUUCAGUACCAAAUAGCAAGUCUGAAACCUUUGGGUUUGAUGCUCUUGCCUUCUGUGUCAGGAGCAGUAUUUCUCAAAAAGUCCUCCUUUUCUUUCUUGAGGCCUUUGGAUCCAUUGGAACACAUGACUCUCUGUAACGAUAGCACAUACAGCGACCAGUUUGUCAACUUUUCAAUGUUAGCUGAAGAUGUAGAAACCACCGACGAUGUUAUGAGACUUUUUGAAGUGUUGGUUUAUUUGGAACAACAAAUGAGUGAAAUGUUCAUUCAAGCAUUCGAAAAGGAGUUGUUUACCUUGCAAGUACCGGAUAUUGUAAUGGAGAAUAUUUUAGAAAAAAUUCAAUCGGAAAUGGAUUGUCAAUUCACAUCUCAUAUCUUGAACAUGCUCAACAACAUCGUUGAUUUAUACAGAGCCAUGCACAAAGUUUUGGAACUUUUAAGAUACGAAAACACACUAGCCAAUCCAGAUAACGAAAUAAACCCAUCAGCGAUGUUCCAUUUCAGUUCCCAGUUGGGCACAUCUGUUGUAGCGGGUUGUUUGAAGCAACAAGCCGAGAUCAGGUUUCAGAUCUGCCGGAAUCUCCUUCUCGUCUGUAACAUUUUGCUGAGUGGUAAAGCUUUUGACAGUGGCGUUUUGGAAGCUAUAAGGUCUGUGUGUAUGCCGGAAAUAGUGGUUUUGACACAAGCUAGUUAUGUGAUGCUCUGGUUGAGUGGACUGUCAGCGUUGGGUAAUUUACCACAUUUUAGAGACUCCGGCAUGCAGAAACUGACACCCCUCAAAUUGGCACCAGUUUUUAAUUUGAGACCUGCCGGCAUAUUCAUAUCUCUACUGGAACUUUUCAUCUCUUCAACUGGAGGACAGGAAGCUAGGAAAUCAUUUGCCAGGGUGAACUGUAGAGGUGAAGAUUUGGCACAUUGGCAUCUUUCGUUAUUACCUUUCCUGAACCAUUUAAGGCAUAUUAUAUGGCCAAUAAGUGGUGGCACGGUUCUAGCCGAGUGGUUGUUGAGUAGUGGCCAACAUUUAUGGUUGCAGCAAUAUGUUAGAUUACUAGGCAAUUGGUGUGAAUGGAACAGCUGUACACGUAAGUAA